AUGGCGGCGGUGGCGGCGGUGAGAAAUGGGGAUAAGGUGAAUGGGGAUCGAUCUGGCCAAGUGAUGAUGUCGCAGGCUUCAUCAUCUACCGGUCUCAAUCGCCGUUCAAGCACAGGUAGGAAUGUCGUGCAGGCUCAACCGCUAGCUGUUGUUGCUGCAGGCAGUAUGGCCACUGGUUUCGAUCCGGAGGCGGUGACCGAUAAUGCCACCGGGUUGCCAUUGAUAUUCUGCCCAGAUUGCAAUGACGUGAGGGUGUUUAGUGCCAUUACCAAGUCGGGGGUUAAUGAGGGAAGGAGAUAUUUCAAGUGUCCUAGGAAGACUCAUGUUAAUUCGAGAUGCAUGAGGUAUUGGUUCGAGGAAGAAUAUGUAGUGUACCUUCACGACAAUGGAUAUCUAUCUUCCGCAUCUUCGACAACCGAAGUUCCUGAGGUUGUGGGAAGACUUGAUAGCUUAGAGAAAAAUUUGAAGUCGAUGGAGGACAAAGUUGGCAAGAACAGAGAUGGCAUGGGCAGUUGCAUUUGUCUUGUUUGUGGUUGUGUCAAUGUAACACUAUUCCUGGUGUUGGCCAUCUGUGUGGUGGUAGCUGUUGUGUUCAAGUAG
Sorghum bicolor (sorghum) is the source of this 600-nucleotide messenger RNA. RefSeq lists its product as uncharacterized. The coding region runs from base 1 to 600 and encodes 199 amino acids. Gene Ontology annotation, molecular function: zinc ion binding. The transcript has 3 exons. The record is from RefSeq and is a predicted model, not a curated record. NCBI's taxonomy places the organism in Eukaryota, Viridiplantae, Streptophyta, Magnoliopsida, Poales, Poaceae.